GACCGAAUGAAAUCAAAUUAAAACGUCAAAAUAAGUUUGAGGUUAUUUAUUGUGCAGUAGGAAAUGUGUUAAUAUUUUCAAUUUCACGAAAAUGGAUAUCGUAAAUGAAAUACUGCAAAAAGAACACAAGAAGUCUGAGAAGUAUAAACCUAUAACAGUAGAGAAGCAUUUGGAUGUCGAACUUGAUUUGGGCACACUACUCGCAUCAGAUACCAACGAUUUGGACGUAAAAUUACUGCAGUCUAAGAAAGACUCAUAUUUAGAGUCGUUAACUCGUGACAACACACAGUUACUGCUGAACAAAAUAUGGGAGCUCCCUACCGAGCGAGUUGACGAAGCUAUCGUGGUCCGCCUGCCUGAGCCCAAGACUGUGCUCCCACGAGCUAAGCCUUGCCCCAAGCCGAAGCCACUGACUAAAUGGCAAGAAUUCGCCAAAGCUAAGGGCAUCACUAAGAAGAAGAAGGAUAAACUGCAAUGGGAUGAACAGCUACAGAAAUGGGUGCCAUUAUAUGGUUUCAAGAAGGCAGCUGCAGAGAAAGAGAAGAAUUGGCUGAUAGAAGUACCACAGAACCUGGACCCCAUGACUGACAUGUUUGAGAAGAAAGCCAGUGAGAAGUCAGAGAAAGUUGCCAAGAACGAGUUGCAGAGACUCAAGAAUAUUGCUAGAGCCCGGAAGGUCAAGAUACCUCGAGUUGGCUUGCCUGUCACGUCUGAUAAAGCUUCGGCUAACCAGUUAGACACUGCAGCAACCAUAGCCAAGGCAUCCACAGCAUCGCUCGGCAAGUUCCAAGACAAACUGCCCAAAGAGAAGGAAGCCAGAGGCAAAGGCAUUCAUGAACUUAUUCCAGGCAAAGACAGGAAGCGCAAACUGCCUAUACCAACCCCAGCACAAGAGAGGGAGAAUAAUUUAAAUAUGCUUGAUAACAUUUUGAAUAAGAGACCUAAAAUUGAUAUGGAGAAAGCUGUAGCUAAGCACAUACAUGAAGAACAAGUACACCGAUCAGAAGAAAAGAAAACCAUGAAACCAGCCAAGGGCAAGCGUAACUUCAAGGCCAAGACCAAGGGAAACAAUGCCACUAACUUCACAGCCAAGAAACCUAAGGCUGGCAAAGGACAGAGGAAUCCUAGUAAAAAGGCUGGCGGUAGGAAGAGAAGAUAAACAUUGUGAUACUUGAAAACUGACUUUAUAAUAGUUUAAGGGUGUUUCCACAUUUAUCGACGCGG
Helicoverpa armigera (cotton bollworm) is the source of this 1224-nucleotide messenger RNA. Its product is annotated as ribosome biogenesis regulatory protein homolog. The record is from RefSeq and is a predicted model, not a curated record. Gene Ontology annotation, cellular component: preribosome, large subunit precursor; nucleus; nucleolus. Gene Ontology annotation, molecular function: protein binding. The transcript has 5 exons. The coding region runs from base 92 to 1159 and encodes 355 amino acids. Gene Ontology annotation, biological process: endonucleolytic cleavage in ITS1 to separate SSU-rRNA from 5.8S rRNA and LSU-rRNA from tricistronic rRNA transcript (SSU-rRNA, 5.8S rRNA, LSU-rRNA); ribosome biogenesis; ribosomal large subunit biogenesis. NCBI's taxonomy places the organism in Eukaryota, Metazoa, Arthropoda, Insecta, Lepidoptera, Noctuidae.